Molecule: messenger RNA, 7058 nt
Organism: Somion occarium
Lineage: Eukaryota; Fungi; Basidiomycota; Agaricomycetes; Polyporales; Cerrenaceae
Source: the annotation of a GenBank genome assembly
AUCCGUGACCAGUGAAUGUGGCCCACUGCUUGUUGGCACCUCGAAGAGCGAGGACGCGUGAACAUAAGGAAUUCGAAAAAGCUCUCCAACAUCCUAUUACGUUCAGCUCUGCUUCCCACCUUAUACACUCGUCAAACCUUGAAUCCCUUGAGGUUGAAUCCGCCGACAAGACUAGGAACCAAAUCGCAAAUAUACAUCGAGAUAGUUUUCUGGAAAGAGGUGCGCGCUAAGCGUGAGAUAGUCGACUCUACUUGCCACCAUUAUUGCUUCAACUCGGAAGUCAAUCUCAAAGCUUUCUCUCCAGUCACACCGACCAGUAAUAGUCUCCUGUGCUCGUUCAUCGUCGCGAGCGAUGGGCUCAGGCGGCGGGCAGGCGACGGGCCAGCGCAAAGGUGUAUGGGAACCUCUCCCGUUAAUCCUCUAUGGUUAUGCAGUUCAUCCACUCUCACCAUCUCGUAGAGACACCAGGCUUUCCAAUCGUACGCGUAUUUCGACCUUUACGGAUGCAUCUGGCGAAGAACAUCUCGUACAUAGAGACGUUGUCUCGCUCGAAGUUGGUGAUGAAGUAUAUGCUUUCGAGAAAUAUACCCCGCGAGACAAGGAUGUAGAAGGUAUUUGGUAUCGAGGCAGUUAUGUUGUUUGCACCUCUCGUCGACCAUCGGUGACCUGGCCGACCACAGCGGACCCAUCUUCCUCUUCUCUGAAAUCACCUGCCAAAGUCGAUGAGAGCCAGCAUCAGCAGGUUUUCAUUGGCAUAUUUCCGGCUUCACAUAUAUUCGUUCGCGACGAGAGUUCCGACGCAGAAGGACUCGCUGACAUCCUCCCAAAUGGGAGUGUACAAGACGCAUAUCCUGCUUGGGCUCGCGACAUUGACAGUUUCGGAGAUGACGGUCAGAGUGAUGCGGCAAGUUUAGCACCUCGCAAAUCCUUCAAACUCGCUCCGACGCCCGACCAAGGACAUUCGUCGCGUGCUCGAGUACCGGUGUACCCGGCCAGUCUACGGUCUGCAUCGCCAACUGAAUCUCAAAUUGCGAAACCUCUACCCCCACGACCGUCACUCAGGUCUGGCGAUGAGACAGUAUCCGGUGCAGAACAGCCCAUAGUCGAUGAGAUCGCAUCUGCAUUGCGUGAAUGGCACGCAUUAAUGUAUCAAUAUUUGGCGAGGCGAGACUAUAGGCUUUUCCAGAUCGUUCGCGAGCAUAUCGAAGCUCUACAUUUGGGUCGUCGACAACUAUUGGCGCAAACCCUCAGUGCGGAAGAAACUAUCAAUCUACGUCGACAGUGUGUUGCCAGACUCGUCUGCGCGAACAUUGUUCAAGGCCUAGACAUCAUUGUCCGCCAUCCGACAUGGGGAGGGUUGGUUAACGUCGACGUUGAAGGCGAGUUGGACCCGCGCAGCUGGGUUAGUGCUGUCAGAAUGUACGCCAUGCAAGCCUCAUUGGCAUACCUUGAGCCCACGUCACCCAACCCAUCGCAAAUUCUCACCCUUGGCUCAUUCCUAGAUCGAAGCUCUUCACAUAGCAACCCACGAACACGUUCGCUAUCCAGUACGGAUGCCUCCCGUGCUAAUCGGAACCCUCGCUCAAUGGGAUCUCUAUCUUCUCCUUCAGUACCGCCAGCACGUGCGAAGUUCUUCUACAUCUUCCUUGAUGUCCGAGCCUUCGUGGCAUCACCUUGUGCUCCUGGUGAAACUGCUGAACUGUUCUUCUCGCUCUACAACCCGAACGGUUCGCGAUUCGUUUCGGAGGAUUUCUGUGUGAUCUUGAACCACAAUGGUGUUCUUGCUCGAGAUCCUAAUGCACGAAUCCGUACACUGUUCACGGAUAUCGUUCAGUCGGAUGCUCAAGACCCCAUAUAUCUCGUUUGCCGUAUCGUUCGAAACGGUUCAAUGAAGAUGGGUAGUACUAUGGGAUCGAUACAAGAGGGUGGUAGGCGGGCAUCAGAGGCCUCAUACAGGGAAGUCAAUAGCAGCGGCGUUUGGUCUGAUCCUUACGAUACCAAUGCGAGUGGCCGCGGAUCGUCUUCGGAUACGUCACAGUUCAGGAGACCCUUUGGCUGCGCUGUAUUAGAGCUCACGCAAUUGAAGCAGAUGGUCGAAGAAGCACUCGAGGUGUCUUCUACUCGGGAGUACAACAUGCCUAUCUAUGUCCCGACUCAUGAAGCUACGUUCUCUAUGCUCCAUCAAGAUAUCCUCAACAAGAAUACCAAGGAAUAUGAGAAGUCGCCUAGAGCAGAGAGUAUUGCAGUCUCUGUCAAAAUAUUCUAUGGCGAUGCAGAUACCAUCAUCCGUGAAAAUACCUCAUUGUUACAAGAUACCCCUCUCAGUUUACGCCUUGGAUUCCCCGAUGUCGUCUUCCCAGGCGACGUCCGUAACGAACUUUACAUCAAACUAUGGAGCGGCGACUUUUCAUCUUCACAGACCAUCUCCGCUCGGCGUAGUAUGACCAACUUUGCUCGGGGUGGUACCGCUAGCAAUAACGUACAAGUUACUAUCGAAGUGCGGGACAGGGAUGGCCGCACGAUUGAGCGUCUCCUCACACAAUGCAGUGGAGAGCCAGAGAUGAAUCAGUUCAACUCGAUGGUGUUCCAGCGCACCAGUCAACCUACCUUCGGCGAACUCGUGAAAGUCAAACUCCCGUUUAAAGAUGCCCAACGCUUACAUCUCCUCUUCACAUUUCGCCAUCGAGGAGAUGGACGAUCAAGGUCGAUGAGUCGUGGUGCGGAAGCUCCCGAACGACCUUUCGCGUUCGCCUUUCUUCCGUUAUUUCCUGAUGGUCGUGCGUUCUUGGAAGAUGGAAGCCACACGUUGGCUCUAUACCAGGCUAAUAAACUUUCCCAACUUUCACCUGAUGCCUACUUGAAUGCUCCCGCGUGGAUUCCAGCUGGCCAGAAACCGGACGCGUUGUCCAUCCCUCCGGAAAUGCAGAAGUCAGCCCCGCUUCUAAAAGAUAGCCUCACCAUCCGAUCCUCCCUCUGCUCGACGAAGUUCACUCAGAACUUUGUGCUCCUCGGUCUGCUGAACUGGGAGAAUCUCGUGGACAAGGAAGUCCUUGGUACAAUCUUGACGACGUUCACCUUUGUAGGCGAAGUGGAGAUUGUACGAUUCUUGCAGGACAUCUUCGAUUCCCUAUUCGGCAUCCUUGUGUCGCGCCAUAAUUUGAGCGGCGAGAUGGAUCAUCUUGUGUUCAAUGCGCUGGUGACGGUCUUAGGAAUCGUUCAAGAUCGACGAUUCAGCAACUUCCAACCCGUGUUGGAUGUCUAUAUUGAGAGUCACUUCAACUGUCCUUCGGCCUCGUCCCACAUGAUCCACUCUAUGAAUCGCCUCCUCCGUGACCCCACAGCAAACGAGACUGCAUCGGCUUUGCGUGCAGCCUUGAAGGUGUGGCACUACAUCUUCAAGUUCAUCACUCGGUCUCGGGAGCUGCAGAAGCAGCAGGAUUUAGGCUUAGGUGGUGGACAUACUGCAGACCAAGCAGAACAAACUUUCAAGAGAGAGCUUCGUGGACACCUCGCCGAGGUGAAUGCCAUGAUGUCAGCCACGACUCCCGCAUCCAUCAUUGGUACACAGACGAUCGCAUUGCAACACUUCACAUCCAUCCUUCCUGAGCUCAACAAGGUCUUCUCGAUAGUCGAACUUGUCACGAUUGCGACCACGUUUGCUAACGCCAUUGUCUCAGUCAAGGGCAAGAUCGUCAUCUGGAAGUUGAUCAUGUAUCUCCAGAUUGUGAAGGGCUUCUUGUUUGAGAACCCGCAAUCUCGGGCGAUGCUGGUGGACAACGUACUGUUGUGGAUCAAGCCGCAUUUCGGUCGUUUCGACGAGUACACCCAGACACAGCUAGGUGAUUCCGAAGCAAUACGGGACGCUGCUAGGAUCGGUUGGCUGGAAAGCAUUCGACUUUCUAUGUCAGUCGUUGCAGUCAUGCUUGAUAAGCUCCAGCAGACUUUAGUCAAUCCAGAGGUUUUGGCCGACCGCACACUCCUGAUGAAAGAACAGGGUAAUAUUGAUCUCUUAUUAUCAGUUCUGCCUAGAGUACUGGAUUCCUAUCGCGAGUUCCAGAAUUCGGCUUCUUUGAAGGCCAUUGAGCGUACCCGGUCGAGUUCCACUUCCGCUGUUAAUAGUCCUCCCGUGACUUUCCCCGAGUCCUAUCCCUUUUCGUUAUUAUCAGAGUUGCCAAAGAAUAUGCCGGCUACUUCCCCUGAAUCGUCUGAGGUCCAGGUGCUUUACAGUCCGGGAUUGGGAGAGACUGCGAUGGUGUUCCUCGUUCUUGCGUUAUCCGCUUCCAAGAACCUCUUCCUGAGCUUCCUUGAGGGCGUAUGGGAUAUCGAAGGCAAGGAGAAAUUAAGUGCUCUGCUGUUGCAGAUCUUCAAAGUAGGCGCUUCGAUUAUCAACAAUGACGCAUUCCCCAGCAAUUGGCUCAAUGUCAACGUCCUUGCGCACAAAGUACUGAUCAAGAUAAUGGACCCCAUCGCUACCUUCCUCGAGCGCGAAUAUGUACCGCACGAGCAUUCAGGCGAACAAUUCGACGUAAACAUGUGGAGGGAAGCUUUCAACCUUCUCUUGAAACUCUUAUCGUCGCAACAUUUGGUGAUAGAAGAGUUCAGUCCUCAGAAACGAAGAGCUGUUUGGCGUCUUGCUGGUGACAUUAGAGGGGAGGGUGCAGCAAUCCUACUCAGACUUUGGAACGCUUUAGGCGGACCAUCUCAAGAAACUCAGGAAGGCCAACCUGUUGCGAGAUAUGGGCCACAGAGCAAACAGUUGGCCUUGAACUCGCUGGUUGGCCAUGUGGUUAAUCUUUGCUUAAGCCACCAUGACCAGCUCCGUUAUAACGCGGUACAUAUACUGUACUGCAUGAUUGUGUCGGAAUUCCAAGUCUCGGGCCACUUCGAUGAUAUCGAGAACGAGUUGGUCAGCAAGUUGGAUACGCUUUUUAUGUCCGACAGCAAGGGGGAUGAUAUCUCGCGUGCAUUCUUCAUUGGUCAUCUGCGGCAGCUUUUCGAAGCAUCUGAAGUCCAUGCGGAUUUGCGUACACGAGUGACCAAUUUCCUAGAUGCUGUCGACCUCUUCCUUGAACUGUUGCUGAGCGUUCGAGCACUGCCGGAGGGCGAGGAAUUUGCGGACGACCGCGUGAUUGCCACACUCCGCCUCAUGAAUUUCAUUCGGAGGAUUGGCCGUGAUGAAAUUUAUAUCAAAUAUGUGCAUCAACUUGUCAAUAUGCAUCUACAGUCCCAGAACUACGUUGAAGCGGCACUCACGUUGAAACUGCAUGCGGACCUCCACGAUUGGGAUCUCAAUACAUUCGCUCCUCCAAUGGAAGACCUCGGGUUGCCGCAGCAGUCUCAGUUCCACCGCAAGGAGACACUGUAUCUACUCAUCUUGGAUUAUCUUGGGAAGGGAAAGGCGUGGGAGAGCGCCAUCGAGAUUUGCAAAGAGCUUGCAUUCCAACAUGCCGAAGUGACGUUCAACUAUGCCAGACUUGCAGAGAUUUUACGGCACCAAGCAGCCCUUUUGGAACAUAUCAUUACUGAUCAACGCUACUACUCUGACUAUUUCCGUGUUGCUUUCUAUGGAAACUUCCCUCACGCCAUUCGAAGCAAACAAUUCAUCUAUCGCGGCUACGAGUGGGAGAAGUUUGGUGCAUUCUGUGAACGUAUGCUAAAUAAGCACCCUGGCGCCCAACUGCUGAAGACAAUGGGUGACCCCCCGAUCGAAAUUCGGUUCGGAAAUGACCAAUACAUUCAAUGUACUGCGGUGACCCCGGAGCCUAACCGUGAAUUGGCAAUAUUCACGAAUCCUGACGUUGCUUCCCAAAUUCGAAACUACUACGAACACUGUGCCAUUAACCUCUUCAGCUACUCUCGAUCCAUUAGCAAGCCAGGCCCCGAUGGCGUGGAGGAAGUUUGGAUAGAAAGAACGUAUUUGACCACAGAGGAGGCCUUCCCUACGGUGCUCCGGCGAUCUGAAGUUAUCGAUGUGGUGGUUGCAGAAAUCUCUCCUGUUGAGACCGCACUGCAAGAGGUGGAGCAGAGGACAAGAGAGCUCGGAGGCCUCAACAUGAGGUAUUCGGCACUUGCGAAGACGUCUCAAGUUGUGUCCACGACGCCCUUGUCUAUGGCUUUGAAUGCUGCUGUCGAUACGCCAAUUAACAGUGGUAUUUCGUUGUACCGAGAGACAUUCCUCAGUGGGGAUUAUAUGCUCAGGUAUCCGGAUCGAGCCGAGCAAGUGACUAAAUUACGCAAUGCCAUCGAUGAACAGGUCCGAAUGAUCGAUAGUUGUCUACGAUUGCAUGGUCAGCUCUGUCCACAACAGAUGUUACCAUUUCACAGUACUCUUGAGUCAUUCUUCCGAAAGAACUUCCACGAGGAAAUCCAACGCUUGGCCGUAGACUUCCAACAUGAUGCCAACUCAAUCAGUUCACAUCCAACGCAACAUACUAUCUUGCAGUCGUAUCCAUCGUCGUUGCAAGACCAGGUGUACGAACGUUCUAUGCAGGAUUCCUCGUCUGUCAACCGGCCAAACCUUGCGAUGGCCCCUCUUGACGUCACCCGUACGAUUAUGGACCCUGCACCGCUGUCACCAGAAUCCGUUCGUGAUAAUGUACAACAGCGUGCAAAUGGCGUCUUGUCCCCACAGACACAACAAUCCUUGCUUCAACGCCAUAUGGCCCAUUUGACUCGGCAUGGAUUCAACGGUGUUGCGUCAGGACCUCGAGAACGCGCUGGAAGCGAUACUUUCUCCGAAGGGUCUCCUCAUGAUUCUUUUGCAAAUGGCCAUGGUAUGCCUUUCCAUGUGAACUCUGGGGCUUCGAUAACCACAUCAACUAUGGGUAGCAUUGGCGGGUCUAUCAGGGGAAGGUUCUCUAAGUUUGGUAGCUUGAAUUUUGGCCGUCGGGACGGUUAAUCUCUGGAGGCUUCACUUUUGCAUAUCUUUAUGACUUUCGUGUUGUUAUCUCGGUCAUUGCUUAGACUUUUAUUUCGUUGGAUUCUUAUGUGUCUGGAGCGUUUAGUCUAAUGUUGUAUGAUGUAGCUACUCCUAAUGUAUCUUCAAACAUCAUGCUGAU